Pseudophryne corroboree (corroboree frog) is the source of this 1680-nucleotide messenger RNA. RefSeq names its product CRK proto-oncogene, adaptor protein (gene CRK). The transcript has 3 exons. The record is from RefSeq and is a predicted model, not a curated record. Bases 139 to 1029 code for a protein of 296 amino acids. Gene Ontology annotation, molecular function: signaling adaptor activity; receptor tyrosine kinase binding. Gene Ontology annotation, biological process: cell migration; signal transduction. Lineage: Eukaryota; Metazoa; Chordata; Amphibia; Anura; Myobatrachidae.
CAUAGUCGCUCCUGGGUGACGCAUUUCCGGAAGGUGAGGUCAGACCUUUCCUGUGCCGCCAUUUCGGGCUUGGUGAGGUCGGGUGUCGCGGGUGUGUGUCGGGCGGCGUCGGUAGGCGCCCAUAGGCGGGGAGUGGCCAUGGCCGGCAACUUCGACUCCGAGGACCGGGCGAGCUGGUACUGGGGGAGGCAGAACCGGCAGGAGGCGGUCAGUCUGCUGCAGGGCCAGCGGCACGGGGUGUUUCUGGUCCGGGACUCCACCACCAUCCCUGGGGACUAUGUGCUCUCCGUCAGCGAAAACUCCAAGGUGUCCCAUUACAUCAUCAACAGCGUCAGCAACAGCCGCCAGAGCACGCCCGCCGGUUUGAAUCAGUCCCGAUUCCGGAUAGGUGAUCAAGAGUUUGAUUCGUUACCUGCUCUGUUGGAAUUUUAUAAAAUACAUUAUCUGGACACUACCACUUUAAUAGAGCCUGUUUCCAAAUCUAAGCAGUCUGGAGUGAUCCAGAGACAAGAAGAAGCAGAGUAUGUCCGGGCUCUUUUUGACUUUAAUGGGAAUGAUGAUGAAGAUCUUCCAUUUAAGAAAGGCGACGUCCUUAGGAUCCGGGACAAACCUGAAGAGCAGUGGUGGAAUGCUGAGGACAGCGAAGGAAGACGGGGCAUGAUACCAGUGCCUUAUGUGGAAAAGUACAGGCCUCCAACUCCUGGGUCCACUCUGAUUGGAGGUAACCAGGAAAAUUCGCAUCCGCAGCCACUGGGUGGGCCGGAGCCAGGGCCCUAUGCCCAGCCCAGUGUCAACACUCCGCUGCCUAACCUUCAGAAUGGGCCCAUUUUUGCCAGGGUUAUCCAGAAGCGUGUCCCUAAUGCCUACGACAAGACAGCAUUGGCUUUGGAGGUUGGUGACCUUGUAAAAGUAACAAAGAUUAACGUCAGUGGUCAAUGGGAAGGCGAGUGCAACGGAAAAUGUGGUCACUUUCCAUUUACACAUGUGCGUCUGCUGGAUCAACAGAACCCUGAUGAGGACUUCAGCUGAGUGUGACUUGGCCCCAUUCCUAAAAUGCGAACAAUCUUGCUCUGUUUCCCUCUUUCUCCAUCUGCCAUUUAGACUGCCUGCCACAGGUUUCCAGAUGUGUAGGUUAUGAAAGUAGUAAUGUCCCAGAAUCCCUCUCAUUUGCAAUCGGUCCUUCUGAGAUUUGGCCAGUUAGGGUACGAGCUUGGAUUGUCUCUGAAAGCAGGCAGCAGUUAAUCCUCCCACCACGGCAAUAGAACACGCAGAUGCAGUGAGCUGCAUGAGUGUUUGUAGCAAGGCAUUUUUAUUUGAACAAGACUUUUUUUUUUUCUUUUUUUUUUUUUUUGUGUGGCCUUUGUUAAUCUCCUUUUCUUACUUAGUAAAGUUUUGCAGACCGGCAUUAGCCUCAAGACACCUGGCAUUGGACUUCACCAGUUUCUAACUGACUUUUUAAUAUAUCUCCUUAGGUAAACACUGUACGUUGAUGAUUUGGCUCCAACUGUUAACACAAUUAAUCAUUCUUCUAAUGUGGAGCUCCUUCGCCCUUCAGUUGUUCCCAGUAUUAAGUUUUAAAAGGGAUUGAGCUGUGGGUGUCUGACAACUUUCUGACUGUUCCGCCCAUCUCCCUCGUCCCGUCUCCUACCCUUGUGGGGUGUUUUUUUUUUUUUUUUUUUU